UUAAUAAAAUACUUCAAUGAACCCUGAAAAGAAAAAAUUAAUGUAAAUUUUUUUUUUUUUACAAGUUCAACUAAUAAAAAAAAUUUUUUUUUUUUCUUACUCCGGAAGUACUUGGCAACAUCUCUUGCCAAGAAAGUAUUUAAACAUCCUGAAUUUCAAUCAUUCCUUUGAAAUUAUUUAUUCAUCAUUAUUUUAUCAUCCUAAAAUUUCUCACCCUUUUUUUUGCUGCGAAUUUUCUUGCAAUUAUAAUUAGUCACGCAUCUGAAUCAAGGGGAAAAAAAAAUUAAAAAUUAAAAUAAAAAAAUAAACAUGAUUCAAGAAACAAUAACACAUCAAGACGGUACUGCAAAUAACACUCAAUCUUCACAACUUUCUCAAAAGAAACUUAUUUUUGGAAACGUUUUAAAAUUUAAAAUGAAUAGCAUUCGAAGGAAAAAUGACAAACUUAAAUAUCAAUUAGAAGAAUGUAAUAAUAAAUGUUCUAAUUCUUCUCUUUGUAGCGAUACUCUUGAAGAGGAUCAAAAUUCACAAUUAGAAGUUGCAAGUUCAUCAACAAAAACUUUAACAUCAUCUUCAACUUCGGUUUCAUCAUCUUCGGAAAUUCCUUUACCAGUUAUUAACGAAUCUCAGCCUGUUGUCUCAACAUCAGUGAUUUCAUUUUCUGAUAGAGGUUCGAUAAAGCCGGAAUCAACGGCUAAUUCUUCGACUAAAUCUGCUUCCUUAUUUAGUCAUUUUCCCUGGAAUUAUAGUUCCAUUUUGAAACAUAAAUCUUCGACGACUUCUGACGCUUCAACGACGAUAAAUAAUAGCGUUGAUAAUAGUCAAGAAAUUCUUGUUCAUCAAGAAAAUCCUGUAGAUUCUACCAAAAAGAAGAAGAAAUUGUUUAGUUUUUCUAAACGUGAGCCCGAACCUAUUAAAAACUGGAAUAUUAAAAAUAAUAAUUAUUCAAAUUCUACAGUAAGUACUAGUAUCGAAAGUUCGGAUAUGGAUCAAAAUGAUUCUGCUUAUGAAACGGAAACAGAUAGUUAUUGUUGUAUGAAGAAAAAAGAGAAGAAAGGGAAGAAAAAGAGCUCAAAAUCAAUCAAGACAAUCAAGACAAUUAGAAGGACGAAAUUGAAAACACUUUCUCCAAAAGAUGAAGAAUAUAUCGAGAUUAAAAAACUCUUUCAAGCUGGUUUACCAAAUAAAAAUAUCCUUGGUAUAAUACGUUUACAAAUGCCAACAAGACUUAUUAAAGCUCACGAACAGUUUAAAAGAGAGUUGGCUCAAAACAACAUUACAUCAGAAUCUCAGAUUUGUCAUAGAAUGUUUCACGGUACUAAGACCGCAUUUAUAUGUAAACCUCAACAUUUUAUCAAUAAUAAAUGUGCUUUAUUUUGUAAAAUUGGUUGUGGAGUUUGUGGUAUCGUUCAAGAAGGCAAUAAAACAAAAUAUUCUCGUUAUAAUCAGAGAAUGUGGUUCGCGAAUAAUUCAGCCACAUCGCUAAGUUAUUGUAGCAGUAAUAACGUAAAAGCUAUGUUUGUAGUUGAUGUGGUAUCCACUUCGCCAAACUCAAUAUUGAUAAUUGAGAAAGAUGAGGCCACAAUCCCAAGGUAUCUUAUUGUCUUCCAAUGAAUAAUCUCGCAGGCACAAUUUGAUUAGUUAUAAUUAAUUGAGAAAAAAAUGCUUGACGCAUUUUUUGAUCUUUUCAUCCUAUUUCAAUAUUUCUCCUUUAAAAUACUUCUUUCACUUUUAAAUUAUUUUUUCAUUCCUAAAUCUCCCCCUUCCGGUUGAACUAUGUAUAUAUCUUGCUUAUUCAACUAUACAUUAUAUAUGUGAUGUAUGUAUGUUAUAUAUAUAUAUAUUGUAUAUUAUCAGG
Messenger RNA from Rhizophagus irregularis DAOM 181602=DAOM 197198, 1858 nucleotides. RefSeq lists its product as uncharacterized. The record is from RefSeq and is a predicted model, not a curated record. NCBI's taxonomy places the organism in Eukaryota, Fungi, Glomeromycota, Glomeromycetes, Glomerales, Glomeraceae.